Molecule: messenger RNA, 1270 nt
Organism: Drosophila arizonae
Lineage: Eukaryota; Metazoa; Arthropoda; Insecta; Diptera; Drosophilidae
Source: RefSeq, a predicted model, not a curated record
AAUAACCUUCUAUUUGAACCGAAUCAGCGACUCGGGUGGAGUUUGGGUGUCUCAGGUGUGGGAGUCAGUCGCACUGGAGAUGUGCCUGUGGCAAAAUGGUUGCUCCCAGCAAGCUAUUCGGAUAUCCCAUGAGUCACGUACACUGCGGAAAUAUUAUUCACAGCCAGCCCAAUCAGAGCUGCACGCAGGCUCUGCUAUGGAACAUGUACCGAAAUCAUGUGUCCAGCGCCAAAUACUAUUUGCCAACAUUGGUGUUAAUGCCGUUAAUUUUGAAUUGUCGCCGACUGAACAAACGUCGUCUGUGGUCCACAGCGAAAAACUAUUUGGAAACUAUGUUUUUUGCCUCCACAAUAAAUGCGCUUACCUUCUAUUUGAUAUGCAUUUGUAGGCGUCUGAACGGACGUUUCGUUUAUCUGUGCACACCAUUUCUAUCAAAUUACCUGGCAGCGUACAUCAACUGGUGGGCACCACCCAAGGUGUUGCAAUUCUUUAUCACGGGCAUUACACAUGCGGCUAUGGAAGCCGUGCUCCGUCAAAUGAAUGCGGGUCUGGUGCGAUCUCGACCUGCUCAGACGCUGCUAUUCAUGUUGUCGUCGCUAGUGGUGCUCCGACAGCAGCAGAAGCAUAUAUACUCUGGUUUCUGGUUCAUUAAGCCUAACCCGAUGACUUUGGAUUACAGCAAGUGGCCCUUAUUACGUCGCCUUAAGCAAGCUUCAUUGGAAUUGUGCAAAUACUUUGGCAUAGGUUUUACCAUUGACUUAUUUAGUGUGUUAAUGCGCCUGAAUCUUCAAAAGUUAAGGCUCAAAACAACUAGCUUUAUUGUAACCUAUAUGGGGCUCUACAAAAUAGUUCAAGUUCUCUUCGCUCGUAAACUGGAGAUGAAGCAACUCAAUUUAUUGGCAGCAUUUGUCAGUGGCGCGUCAUACGGCUUGUUCAGCCAUGUACCCUUCAGCUAUAUGUGCUUCGCCGUGGUCAUUGCCAUUCAGGCACUGUAUAAAGAUCUAUGUAAAGUCGAUGUCAGCCACAAUAAGCGACUCGCUGCCCUGCUGUCCAUGCCCUGGGCGAAGCUGCUCAUUCCGCCUACGAGUGCGUAUUUGACGAACUGCAUGUUCUACAAGCAACAUGUGCUAAGUAGCUUGGCGAAGUCUUUUAUGGACGACACGUGCGAUAACAAUGUUAAUCGUAUAUAUACCUUAAUACAGCUACCCGUGGAAACAAUAUAUAAAAUGGCUCAAGCGGGGCCAGAGCCGAAUUUCUUUUUUUAGUUGAA